AUGGAAGGCAAGAUAGGCGCAGCGGCGGUCCUCUACCAAGACGGCCGUCGAGUCAAAGCAAUCCGUCAUCUGCUUGGCAAAGACAUGGAGCACACGGUGCACGAGGGAGAACUAGUGGGUAUAGCACUAGGCCUUCACCUCGCCAAGGAAGCGCGAGGACCCAUUGCGAGGAUCAACAUCAGUCUGGACAACCAAGUGGCAAUCCAGAGUGUGGCACAAUGUAGCGCCAAGGCUGGGCAGCACAUAAAUGCCACCGUCCGAAGAGAGAUUACAGCCCUAAGAGCCGAACAGGAAAGGAGAGAGCUAGCAGAGUCAAGUGACGACGCGCUAAGCGAUAGAGUCACCUCGCGAAUGGAACUCAUGUGGUUACCAGGUCACGAAGCAGCGGAAGGAAACGAAGCAGCGGACAAAGAAGCAAAAAAGGCAAUCACGGAAGGCACAAGCAGCCGUGACGACCUCCCAGGUUGGCUACGACACUCUCUCCCGGCAAACCUAUCGGCAGUAAAGCAAGAACUCAAGAGGAUAACGAAGACAGAAGCGCGAGACAGACGGAGGGAAUCCAGGAGAUUCAAGCGAGCAGCCAAGAUCGACGAGACCAUGCCAUCGGGAAAAUACCUGGCACUCACGGACGGACUCACCAGGAGAGAAGCAGCGUUGUUAACUCAGCUACUUACAGGUCACACAUGUCUCAAUGGUCAUGUGAAUCGCAUCAACAGAGCAGAGACGCCAUGGUGCCCGCACUGUGGCGAAAGGAAUUACGAAACCCUGACGCAUGUGCUCUACAUAUGCCCCAAGUACCUUUAA
Serendipita indica DSM 11827 is the source of this 804-nucleotide messenger RNA. The record is from the annotation of a GenBank genome assembly. NCBI's taxonomy places the organism in Eukaryota, Fungi, Basidiomycota, Agaricomycetes, Sebacinales, Serendipitaceae.